This is a messenger RNA of Pocillopora meandrina, 3199 nucleotides long. The record is from the annotation of a GenBank genome assembly. NCBI's taxonomy places the organism in Eukaryota, Metazoa, Cnidaria, Anthozoa, Scleractinia, Pocilloporidae.
AUGGCUAUUUCAGACUACUUGAAGGGAUUUCGUGAACCCAUGUGGACAACAAUUGAGGUUGAUAAAUUCUGGCGAGUUUUGCAUCCAUACCUGGAUCAAUUACUAAACGGCGCAAUGCCUCUACCAGAUUCCGACAUUGAUUUUACGUCCCUGGACCCGGGAAACGAAAAGCACAAGCAACGCUGUAUCCAAAUCAUUCACCAAUCGAUGUGGAAAGGAAAAUACUCUCUCUCAGUUGCUAAUAUAAAAGCAAUCAAAACUUUCUUUCAAGACAGCGCCGUACGUGCCAACAAUAGCCACAUUAGUGUUUCUGAUCUACUACGCGAAUUGAAGAAAGCAUUUGAAUACAGACCCAUGACUUACAGGUAAGCUUCUCGUACUAGUAAGUGAGUUGACUGUAAAUUCUGCGUAUCAGCGACUAAAAUCAAUACUUCUGCUAUUUCGAGCGAAAAUCUUUGUUUUGAAAGAGCGUUACUAAUUGACAUAAGAAAGGUGAUAACAUUAGACGAUUUUUUUGUUGUGAGAUUGGUUCACCAUUGGCUCUGAUAAUAUAUCUGGUACGCCGAAAUUACGUAAACAGAAGUUAUCAGUAGGCAGGAAAUGAGUUGUGCUAAGGUGAAAGUAACUCCAAAAGUUAGCAUCUCUUAAUAACCUAAGCUGAUAAAAUUAUUCUGGAAGAAAUAUUGGCUGAUGAGACAGUUAGGGUAACGACAAUUGCUAUCGUGUGGAUUAUUUGCAAUUUUUUCACAACAAAGAUUCUAGUUUCACAAUAAGAAUAGAGCCGCGCAUGAAAUUCAGGAAUAUAGGUAACUUUUCCUUCUUUCCAACGACCGUUAGCGUUCUUAUUUGCACAAAAACGUGAAAACGAUGAAAGGCUUUCAAUCGCUUCCCUUGCAAGGUAGUACUGCAGUUAUUUUAACCUUUCUACACCGAUUUAAAAUUAAUUUCCCUUUAAUCAUUAAAUGAUCUUUUACUUUCCCAAUAAAUCUGCACCAUUUUCGCCUCGCUUUAUCAGUCAUUUAUCCUCGUUUAUGUAAACUCACGUUUAACUACUUUUCUCCCAUUUAGUGCCGAUGGUACUCACAAGUACGUCGCGUGAUGAUUUACCCUCACAGGAGUUUCACGCCAUAAGUUAUUUUUUUAAGAACGACAACAAAGAAUGUUUAUAGCCGAAAGUGAAUGUAAAUAAUUCAACACAAUUUGUCUCAGCCUUCCCAAAUUAUUGCAGAAACGAAAAACGUGACAUUGAUAAGUUGCCUUCUAAUCAGACGCAGCCAGAGGGUUUGAAGAUUCGAGAAUUAAUUGAAUGUCUUAAAUUUUCCGAUCAGAUAAGCGGUAUUGUCGUAUCACAAUAAGGGUGUUAAUUAUCUCCUCCUUCAUGAAUUUCCGGUCUAUGUUUUAGAGACACAAGUGGACAAAACAAAAAAAGGGACAAAACAAAAAAAGGGACAAAACAAAAAAAGGGACAAAACAAAAAAAGGGACAAAACAAAAAAAGGGACAAAACAAAAAAACUUACUCCUUCCCAAGCGAUGCCCGAAUAAUAAAUAGAUUUAAAUGCUCUCGCCGGAUAUUCAAAUUAAUGAAAUGACCCGGAAUAGACAAUGGCUGGUUUAAUGCAUUGUUUAUGAUAAUUCGCUCUGACGUAGGGCUAACGCUCGAAACGUCAGCUUUGAAAUUGUUAUGAAUCAGUGCUUUUCCUUUUAUUGUACAAAUGUAAUGAAAACACAAUUUUAGUCGAUGUAGUAAAUUACCAAAGUAAUGGAUUGUCAUACUAAUUUUAGUUUAUCAUUUGAAAAAAAAAGAAAUGUAAAAUAUUCGAACUGACGCAAUAAUUUGGAAAAGACGGUUUUUAAAAUUGGAUUAAAAAAUAUAUUUAAAUUGUUAAAUUGUUUAUGUUUUUACUUUUGCGACUUGUCUCGAGUGAGAUCAAAACAUGGUUUAAUUCAACACUGAGUUAAAAAGUUCAGCUUGAGACAGGAACCAUUGUAGACUGUUCCAAAGGUAAUCCUCUCCCAUUUACACACUCACGGAAAAUCGUGAAACUAAGUGAAUGCAUCUGCUACACGUCUCAAAUCUUCUCGCCCAGUCGUCCUCUCUUGGUAAACAAAGUGCAUGAGUGAACCUUAAAGAAACUGGUUAAUUGUUUAGACAAAAACAGUGGUUAUAGCGUGUAGAUGACAAUUUGUUUCAAGAGUGAUGUUUGAGUCAGGUUAGCCCUCGGGCAUUUUGGCGCUCUCUUUUGGUGCGAAUCUUUACUAGUGUGAAAUGAUAACUGCAAGCGCUGCAGGCUAACAGAUGAUAAAAGUUUUUGGUCCAUCCAUAUUAAUAUCCCUAAAGUAAGUCGACACGGCAUAGUGACACUCGGAAGUCACGGUCGGCGGCUCUCGUGAAGCCGAACUCUUCCGAACUAGUGCAAACGUGAUCUUUGACUGUUUUGACUUCAGGGGAAGAGAUGUUAUUUCCCAAAUUGCAAAGUUAAAUAACGGAAAAGUAAUAAUUUUAUUAUACACAGGGAAAGAGGCGAAAUAAUUUGCUUGAACAACAAUUCUUGUAGCGUGAACUGAAAUCAAAUCAACAAAGUCCGGGUGACACGCGAGAAAUUCUGUUCACCUUAUUUUUCUAUCCGAGGAUCAGCAUAUUUUACCGCGAACAAAAGCGUAGAAUUAUGACCAAUCACAAGAGAGAAUUCUUUACUAUAGAGUAAACAAAUAAUUCAUUUGGAAAACACUGCAGGUCCGACAGCCUAAAACGAUAAGCUCGCUGUAAAAACCGGGAAAUAUUGCAAUUUUGUAACUUUUAGAUCUGCAAUCUCGUAUUAACCAAACGAAGAAAAAAUGGCGAUUUAUGAUUGUCUCAAACGACAGCAAGAUCCAAUUUGGACUCACUGCGAGGUGGAAAAAUUCUGGGAUGUUUUGCGGCCGUACCUAGCUCAUCUCCUUACCGGUGAAAUGCCACUUCCAGAUUACAGCAUCGACUUCACAUCUCUGAGCUCAAAUAGCGAAAGAGACAAGCAAUUCUGCAUGGACGUAGUGCACGGCUCUUUAUGGAGAGGAAAGUACUCGCUUGCAGUAGCAAAUUUGAAAGCCUUGAAGGCCUUCUUUGAUUGCAGAAACAAAAGCUGCGAAUGUAACAUUGCAGAUCAGCUGCGUUUGCUGGAAGACGUUUUCAAACGCAGGCCUUUGGAAAGGUACGUUUAA